AUGAAUAAUUAUUUAUUUUUCAUUACUGCAGAUGAAUUACAAACAAACGAGCUCGAUGAAGCGACAUUAAAUCAACUGUCAAACUAUUUGUCAUCACUUCUCUCCCAGCCGAUAUGGAAUACACCGUUAGUUAUCGUUGAGGACCCGCUGCUGCUUGACGAGGUAGAAGACUCAAGUGAGCUUGACAUGAUGCCUUCUGUUAACAAGAGAUCAAGAUAUUAUCGCCGCUAUCCGUGGAAGCGUCAACACUCGAGGCCUGGAAAUUCACUCGACUACGAAUCAUUGCACCUAUGCACACCCUCCCGAAACGAUGUCUAUCAACUGUUGGUAGCUCUUCACCAAGUCCGCAACGGAGAAAAACAAGCGACUGUUAACUUCUGCAAGCGCCGUCGACCUGUUAGUAAAGUCUUCACCAGCAUUCGAUUUCUCGGACGAAGGAAGUAA
Molecule: messenger RNA, 444 nt
Organism: Cotesia congregata
Lineage: Eukaryota; Metazoa; Arthropoda; Insecta; Hymenoptera; Braconidae
Source: the annotation of a GenBank genome assembly